GGUGUUCCUAACUUCCUGCUACCCUACAGCCACCGCUUUUCCCUCAGGGUGAUAGUGACACUGAGGAAGAGGGGAGUGAUUAUGAAGAUGAGGUUGAAAAUCAAUUGCUAGCAAGAUGAUGAUUAAUGAAGAAUUGCAUGUAAGUUAGGACCAGCCGACCACAAUGUUGAGCACGCAAGGCUACAAGGUGUCGACCUUCUAAUUGACUGAGAAGCUUUCAGUUCUUGCUGAAAGUAAUGAGAGGCUAGUAGAGGCAAGGAUUGAUGGUGGUGGUGGAUUGAAUCUGCUCAUUAGGCAGAGAGAAAACCAAGAUUAUGCAGAUGGGACAACUACUGGUGAUAGGUGGCAAGACAUGUCUUUCGCUCAGGGGAGGCAAGGUAGUGGCAGGCAUACAGGAUAUGGUGCUGGUGGUGGAAGAACAUUGGCUUUUGGUCAAGCUGCUGGAGGAAGCUAUUGGUCCAAUCAGUUGCGAGGAGCAGGUGGACGUUCUAGGAGAAUUGCUCCAUCAGUUAAAGGUUACCAGAUGGAUGCUUCAAGCCACAUGGUUAGUCUUUACCGUGGGCCGCGUGCUUAAAUAAUCAUAAUGGCAAAUGAUUGGAGGAGUUGACUAAUUUUUAAAGAAUUUUGGUUUUGUUUCUAAAAUUGUAGUAGAUCAGACCAUAUGUUUUGUCUUUAAAAUGUUUCUAAUCUAUUUAUUAAUCUCCAGAAUUUUAGAAUGUA
Rubroshorea leprosula is the source of this 720-nucleotide messenger RNA. NCBI's taxonomy places the organism in Eukaryota, Viridiplantae, Streptophyta, Magnoliopsida, Malvales, Dipterocarpaceae. The record is from the annotation of a GenBank genome assembly.